This is a messenger RNA of Pterocles gutturalis (yellow-throated sandgrouse), 2232 nucleotides long. It is a transcript of the gene RECQL, whose product is annotated as RecQ helicase-like. Gene Ontology annotation, cellular component: cytoplasm; chromosome. The transcript is spliced from 14 exons. Gene Ontology annotation, molecular function: four-way junction helicase activity; 3'-5' DNA helicase activity; nucleic acid binding. Bases 1 to 1986 code for a protein of 661 amino acids. NCBI's taxonomy places the organism in Eukaryota, Metazoa, Chordata, Aves, Pterocliformes, Pteroclidae. The record is from RefSeq and is a predicted model, not a curated record. Gene Ontology annotation, biological process: double-strand break repair via homologous recombination.
AUGGCAGCUGUUGCAGUGCUAGAGGAGGUUCUGGUUUCCAUUGAAAAUGAGCUGCAGGCAGUGGAGAUGCAGAUUCAGGAGCUUGUGGAUAAACAGCAAGAACUCAUUCAAAAGAAGAUGAGGGUAAAGAGCCUGAUAAAGCAGUCCUCGGGAGACUUGGAGGCAGGUGGAAGUAAAGACACAGAAACCUCAGCCGAGGCAUGGAGCAAAAAAGAUUUUCCAUGGUACGAGACGAUAAAAACGGCAUUGCAGAGCAAGUUUAAACUCCAGAAGUUUAGGUCCUUGCAACUUGAAACAGUAAAUGCAGCAAUGGCGGGAAAGGAUAUAUUUCUUGUCAUGCCUACAGGUGGUGGGAAGAGCCUUUGCUAUCAGUUACCAGCUGUCUGUUCUGAUGGUUUCACACUUGUGAUAUGUCCUUUGAUAUCACUUAUGGAAGAUCAGCUCAUGGUUUUGGAACAGCUUGGUAUUUCUGCAGCUUUAUUAAAUGCUUCAAGCAGUAAGGAACACGUGAAGUGGGUUCAUACCGAAAUGCUAAACAGAAAUUCGCAACUGAAGCUCAUUUAUGUGACCCCAGAGAAGAUUGCAAAAAGCAAAAUGUUCAUGUCAAAGCUAGAGAAAGCUUAUCAAGCAGGAUGUCUUGCUCGCAUUGCUGUAGAUGAGGUCCAUUGCUGUAGUCAAUGGGGCCAUGACUUCAGGCCUGACUACAAGUCUCUUGGUAUCUUGAAAAGACAGUUUCCCAACACUCCCUUGAUUGGAUUGACAGCAACUGCUACAAAUCAUGUUUUAAAGGAUGCUCAGAAGAUUUUGCAUGUUCAGAAGUGCAUUACCUUUACUGCAUCUUUCAACCGGCCCAAUCUUUACUAUGAGGUUCGGCAUAAGCCUUCAAAUAAUGAAGAUUUCAUUGAGGACAUAGUUAAGAUAAUUAAUGGAAGAUACAAAGGACUCUCAGGAAUCGUGUACUGUUUUUCUCAGAAGGAUUCUGAGCAAGUUACUGUGAGUUUGCAGAAACUGGGAAUCAAGGCAGGGACUUACCAUGCAAACAUGGAUGCUAAACAUAAGACCAAAGUUCAUAAAGGAUGGGCAGCUAAUCAAAUCCAGGUUGUAGUGGCGACUGUUGCUUUUGGCAUGGGAAUUGAUAAACCUGAUGUAAGGUUUGUAAUUCAUCAUUCUAUGAGCAAGUCCAUGGAGAACUACUACCAAGAGAGUGGACGUGCAGGUAGAGAUGACCAAAAAGCUGACUGCAUUUUAUAUUAUGGUUUUGGAGAUAUAUUCAGAAUCAGCUCAAUGGUAGUGAUGGAAAAUGUAGGGCAAGAGAAGCUGUAUGAUAUGGUGUCUUACUGCCAGAAUAUGAACAGGUGUCGCCGGGUCCUCAUAGCCCAUCAUUUUGAUGAAGUAUGGGAUUCUGCAAACUGCAACAGAAUGUGUGAUAACUGCUGCAGAGAGAACUCAUGUGAGAAAAUGGAUAUAACAGGAUACUGCAGGGAUCUAAUCAAGAUACUUGAGCAAGCUGAAAACAUGAGUGAGAAACUCACCCCACUGAAAUUAAUCGAUGCGUGGUCUGGGAAAGGUGUAUCAAAAUUGAGGGUGGCUGAAGUUACUCCACCAAAGCACCCUCGAGAGGAACUGGAGAGAAUUAUUGCCCAUUUACUACUGCAGCAGUAUCUGAAGGAAGACUUCAGCUUCACGGCAUUUGCUACAAUAUCCUACCUGAAGAUAGGACCAAAAGCAAGCCUGCUGAAAAAUGAGGCACAUGUUAUCACUAUACAAGGGAUAACAAACAAGAAAAGUGUUUACAAGGACAAACCAUCUCAAUCUUCAAAUUUGAAAGGAAGCAGAGAAAAUGCUCAGACUGUUUCAAAGACUGUCCAAGAUUCAGUGGUGAAGAAUUCACAGGAACGUAAACGGCCUAACUGUGGUUCUAACUUAAAAGCAAAGAAGCUUAAGCUUCAGGCAGGUGGAGAUGACCAACCAGUAGUUCUUGACUGAGUUUCACAUACCACAAAGUACAUCUAAUCAUGGUUGCUUCUCUGUGGACAAUGCAGUGUGUAAGUUCAGGUUGUGUUUUAGUAAUGGUAAUUUUGUGCAAUUUUUUUAAUUAAAAAAAAAAAAAACAGCAAACCAAGUAUCUUUGUAACCCUCAAAUCCAGAAAAAGCCUAAUAGUCAAGGGAAAAAUGCUUCAUAUCAAAAUAACUGGUGCAUAUCUUAUGAUACAGCAAUGACUACAAAAUGUA